CUCCUACAUAAAAUCAAAGCUUAAGUUCUAGGGUCAUUUAAAACCCAUUCAGCAAAGAAGCUGUUUGUUGAGUUAGACUUUAGUGCUAUUGCAGAUGAAUUUGAUUACAACUGGACACAUUAUUCACAUAGAGAACACCUAUCUAAUUUUUUCAAUGUGCUUGGUUAUCAAACAAGAAGAAAAAUAGUAGAGAUUCUAAUGAAUGUCUCUGAAGUGGAGAGGAAAGAAAAGGAGAGCCUGUGAUAACUGCUUAUGAUAAUCCACUUCUUGAGAAACCAUAGUAUUGAGAGAAGAUUUCAAGAUACUAAAUCUUAGAGAAAUGGCUUUCAUUUGUUUGGAUCUUAGAUGCCUAUUUAUCUUUCUAAUUUGCACAGAAUUUAGCUCUACUUUCUCUUCAAGCACAGAAAUAAAAGGUGCCUCACACGUGCAAACCAGGUGCUCUACCACUGAGCUGAAGCCCCAGCCCUCCACGUUGAAUUUUUUAUUUCUGUACAAGCAGUUUCCAGAGAAUCAAAGUUACAUUUUGGAAAGCAGCUAUGCUCAUCAAUAUUCCACUAAUGCCACCCACCAAGUUAAUCCUCCUCAGGAUUUUGUGAUAGUGGAUCCUGGAUAUUUAGGUUAUCUUUAUUUACAAUGGCAACCUCCACUGGCUCUGGAAAAUUUUAAGGAAUGCACAAUAGAAUACGAAUUACAGUACAGAAACAUCAAUAGCAAAAGAUGGAAAACCAUCAUUACUAAGAACCUGUAUUAUAAAGAUGGGUUUGAUCUUAACCAAGGGAUUGAAGCAAAGAUACACACACUUUUGUCAAGGCAAUGCACAAAUGGAUCAGAAGUGCAAAGUUCAUGGUCAGAAGCUACUUAUUGGACAUCAGAACAAGGAAGUCUGGAAACUAAAAUUCAGGACAUGGUUUGUGUAUAUUACAACUGGCAAUAUUUAAUCUGUUCUUGGAAACCUGGCAUAGGUGCACAUUUGGAUACCAAUUACACCUUGUUUUAUUGGUAUGAGGGCUUGGAACAUACAUCACAGUGUGUCGAUUAUAUCAAGUCUAAUGGAGUAAAUGUUGGAUGCACUUUUCCCUCUUUGGAGUCAUCAGACUAUAAAGAUUUCUUUGUCUGUGUUAAUGGAUCAUCAGAAUCCAAGCCUAUCAGAUCCAGCUAUUUCAUUUUCCAACUUCAAAAUAUAGUUAAACCUUUGCCACCAGACUAUCUUAAUCUUACUGUGAAGAAUAUAUUUGAAAUUAACCUGAAAUGGAGCAUACCUAAAGGACCCAUUCCAGCUAAGUGUUUCAUUUAUGAAGUUGUGCUCACAGGAGAUGAAACUUCCUGGAUGACCACCACAACUGAAAAUGAAAUCCACAUCCCGAGAACAUCAAAUGAAAGCCAACAACUCUGCUUUUUAAUAAGAAGCAAAGUGAAUAUUUAUUGCUCAGAAGAUGGACUUUGGAGUGAGUGGAGUGACGAAGAAUGCUGGAUAGUAGAUGGCGUACGGAUGAAAACUAUGGUAUUUUUUGUGAUACCAUUUAUUUUUGUUUCAUUUUUUAUUUUAUUAAUAACUUGUCUGCUUUUGUAUAAACAGAAAGCUGUACUGAAAAAGAUUUUUCUCACAAAAAAAGAAGCUUUUUCUCAUCAAGAGACACUAUGCUGACUUACCAAUUUCUAGUUAUAUGGCUGAAGGUUAAAAUGAGUUUUAUUAAAUGGAACUUCAAAUGUUGAUUACAUGUUACUGUAAAACUUUGUUGCAUCUAAAUAAGUUUUAGAGUACUGAAACCCUCAGCUAGUAGUAAAUUUACUGGAUUUUAUGAAGUUUUUGUUUUCCUCAUAAAUCUGUAGUGAUAGUGAUGCACAUAGAGAAGUCAAGGGAUAGGUGAAAUUUCUAUUCAAUGAUGUAUUAAUAAAGUGAUGUGAUUUUCCAACUUGCCCUGAGUCUGGAGAUAUUACAGAGUUUUGAAAAAUGA
Molecule: messenger RNA, 1955 nt
Organism: Marmota monax (woodchuck)
Lineage: Eukaryota; Metazoa; Chordata; Mammalia; Rodentia; Sciuridae
Gene: Il13ra2
Product: interleukin 13 receptor subunit alpha 2
Exons: 12
Coding region: 320-1645 (441 amino acids)
Biological process (GO): cytokine-mediated signaling pathway
Cellular component (GO): membrane; external side of plasma membrane
Molecular function (GO): cytokine receptor activity; protein binding
Source: RefSeq, a predicted model, not a curated record